AUGCUUUCGAUUUGACAGCAGUGGAAUCAUCUGCGGCGCCCUCUGUCAAUAAAAUUUUGAAACUUAUCGUAAUGGUGGUGAUUCUAGUAAACUACCGACUGAUUGCAUCUAUUUUUAUUUGUAUUUUCUAAUUAAUUAGCAUUAAUUGUAAUAUUUAGUGUUGUGGCUGCGGCCAUAUGAUGCUUUCUUAUGUCGGGCAUAGCUAAAACGCCAGUUUUGGCCGAGGAGGGUGGGAACAAUCAGACUAGAAAACGUUCUCUCCAGACCAGCGAACAGUGCAAUAAUAAAAGAACAAAAUCCGACGAAAUGAGUGCCAAUGAGAAGAAAUCAAAUUUUUCAAUGUUGACUCCAAACUCCAAUGGAAGCAUUAAGAUGACGUCGUCAUCUAUGAACAAGCCUGGUGCAGCGACGAAGAAAUUGGUUAUAAAGAAUUUCAAAAGUAAGCCGAAUCUUCCAGAAAACUAUCAAGAGACAACAUGGAGCAAGUUGCGGGAGGCCGUGAUCGCCAUCCAGACGUCCAAGGCGAUCGCGUACUCGCUGGAGGAAUUGUACCAGGCGGUGGAGAACAUGUGUAGUCACAAGAUGGCAUCGCAACUUUAUGUGAAUCUUACGAACCUGGUGGAGGCGCACGUGAAGGCUAAUAUUGAGCAGUUCUUGUCUGAGAGCAUGGACAGGCAGGUGUUCCUCAAGCGUAUGGACGACUGCUGGCGCGCUCACUGCCGCCAGAUGAUCAUGAUUAGAAGCAUCUUCUUGUACCUAGACCGCACAUAUGUUCUACAAAACCCUAGUAUACAUUCUAUAUGGGACAUGGGCUUGGACUUAUUCCGGCACCACAUAGCAAUGAACACUCUGGUUCAGACCAGGACUGUGGACGGUCUACUUACUUUGAUUGAGAGGGAGCGCGGUGGUGAUGCUGUAGACAUAUCCUUGCUCAAGAGUCUGCUGCGAAUGCUCUCAGACUUGCAAAUAUAUCAAGACGCUUUUGAACACAAGUUCCUACAAGCGACGGAGCGCCUGUACGCUGCGGAGGGGCAGCGUCUGAUGCGAGAGCUAGCGGUGCCACAGUACCUCGCACAUGUCGAGAAGCGGCUACGAGAGGAGAAUGAGAGACUACUGCACUACCUAGACCCCUCUACUAAAUGGCAAUUAAUCCACACAAUAGAGCGGCAGUUGCUGAGCGAGCACCUGACCGGUAUCCUGGGCAAAGGCCUGGAGUCCCUCAUGGACGGGCCCCGACUGGCCGACCUCACCACCCUCUACACACUCUUCAGCAGAGUCAAGGACGGACUCACGGAGCUUUGUAACCACUUUAAUGCUUAUAUCAAGCCGGAGCGAGACAAGACGAUGGUGGCCGAGCUGUUGGAGUUCAAGGAGCAGCUCGACCACGUCGUCAACACCUGCUUCCAACGCAACGACAAGUUCCUCUACUCCAUGAGGGAAGCCUUCGAGUACUUCAUCAACCAGAGACAGAACAAACCCGCCGAACUCAUAGCAAAAUUCGUGGACGUAAAACUAAGAGCGGGCAACAAGGAGGCGACGGAGGAGGAGCUAGAAAGACUUCUGGACAAGAUCAUGGUUCUGUUCCGGUUCAUACACGGCAAGGACGUGUUCGAGGCAUUCUAUAAGAAGGACCUCGCCAAAAGAUUGUUGGUUGGAAAGUCAGCGUCAGUGGACGCUGAGAAGUCGAUGCUGAGUAAAUUAAAACAGGAAUGCGGAGGAGGCUUCACGUGCAAACUAGAGGGCAUGUUCAAAGACAUGGAACUUUCUAAGGACAUCAAUAUUACUUAUAAACAACACUUGGCGGCGACGUCGGAGGGCGGAGGGCUGGAGCUGAGCGUGUACAUCCUGACGAUGGGGUUCUGGCCCACGUACGGCGCCGUGGACGUGCGCCUGCCGGCCACGCUGACGCGCCAGCAGGACCACUUCUCCAAGUUCUACCUCGCCAAGCACUCCGGCCGCAAGCUGCAGUGGCAGCCCACCCUCGGACACUGCGUACUGCGCGCCCACUUCGCGCAGGGUAACAAAGAACUUCAGGUGUCGCUGUUCCAAGCACUCUGCUUGCUUCUCUUCAACGACGGAGACAACCUCUCCUUCGAGGAUAUAAAGGCUGCUACAAAUAUUGAGGAGGGCGAGCUGCGUCGCACGCUGCAGUCGCUGGCGUGCGGCAAGGCGCGCGUGCUGAGCAAGGCGCCGCGCGGCCGGGAGGUGCACGACUCCGACCACUUCUCCUUCAACGCUGACUUCACCAACAAACUGUUCCGCAUCAAGAUCAACCAGAUACAGAUGAAAGAGACUAGUGAAGAACAAAAGGCGACAGAAGAGCGUGUGUUCCAAGACAGACAGUAUCAGAUCGACGCCGCCAUCGUACGAGUCAUGAAGAUGCGCAAGGCACUCUCACACAACCUGCUCAUAUCUGAACUCUAUAACCAACUCAAGUUCCCCGUCAAGCCUGCGGACUUGAAGAAACGCAUAGAAUCGCUGAUCGACCGGGACUACAUGGAGCGCGACAAGGACAACCCGAACCAGUACAACUACGUGGCGUAAUAUCCGGCCCACAGCGGCCACGCUGCGUCGCCGCCCCGACCACGCUACUGCGUCACCAUCACACUGCGACACCGCCUCUAAACUCGACCUCAAUAAAUGUCUCAUCUCUAUACCAUGUUUCAACAAUAUGUACUUACAACUGACUUAAUGAAUGCUGUUUCUAAAUGAGCCACAUUUUAUCAAAUAUUCUCAAUAUUUCCCUAUAAGGUCUACUCUAGGUACUCCCCUUCUACGUCUCUUUAAUUCAAAUUCAGAUAGACUAAAAGGUCAAAACUUUUCCCUUACAUUUUUCAGGUACAUGAUUUUGAUGUACCAAAAUUUCUUGAUUGUGCUACCCUACUUAUUCAUUUCAAAUCCCUUAUCUAAUUAUUGAUUUUCUUUUAUCUUUUCUGUACUACAUGGCCCGUUUAGCAGCAUCUACCUACAAUCGCUGGCUUUGUACCUUCAAGGUAUAAAUGCAGAAGUAUGUUGGUGAAACAUAAAACGAGUCGUUUAUGUGUGUCGUGGUGACAAUGCCUCAUGAAGUCUCGCCGAGCCGUGCAAGCCUGUACAGACCGUGCUCAACGCGUUCAGUAGUCGACAGCUUACACAAACUCCGCCGAUGUACAUUUUUUCGCUUCCCUACGUGUGUCGUUACAGUAUACAAGUUAAGUGAGAUGGGUAAAAUACACAUUCAUACUACUAUUGAUAGAUGUAUGUGAAAUAUAUUGUUCUUAAUUGAAAAACUGCCAUUAGGGUAUUUUAUUAGUUAUGUCCGUAAUUUUUGAUAACUAUUCUUACAUAACUAAUAGUUACCCAUCUCUAAUUUAACUUGAGAAUCAUUGUUCUCGUUUACAGUGUCUUAGUAUUAAAGUUGACGGAAUAUUCCGUGGCUACACUAUUGUCUAUUAUCCCUAGUAGUUCCCACACUAAUACCGUAACAUUGGAAAUUAUAAUUUGAUUUACUGGGUCAAUGUUCAAUUACUAAUUCAGUAGAAUUUAAAAGACUUCUAGAAUGGCCGACUAUAUAUCUGAUAGCUCGUAAGUUACAGCUUUUCGAUGCAAUUCUACACUCAAAGAAUGUGAUUAACGUAAUAAGUGCUACAGAAGUUAUGAUAAAAACAUAUUCUAAAAUAUAUAGGUCUUUGAGUGUAGAACAACAGUCCAUUUCCUCGAGCCAAUAGCUGCAAUAAAGAGGUAUGAAGCUCUGGGUCCGACUUAUGCGCUAUAUAAUAUAAAUAAUUAUAUAAUAAUUACACCUUAGAGAUAUAAAGUGUGAUAUUAGAGAAUCGAGUACCCUCCGCUUGAAACGGACCAGUUAUGAUUUCACGAAAUAAUUUUAUUUAUCACAUUACUUCAUUUUCUCAAAACAUGGGAGGUAAGUGCAUAUGUGCACAGCACAGAUGUUUUAAAUAACAUCAACUUUAUAAUAUCUAUGAUUUUACUUCAGUUAACUACUUGUCAGCUUCGUUGCGUUUUUAGAUUUACUUUUUACAUUUAAUUACUGUUUAGAAUUGAACUUAAUAGCAUAAGAAACUGAAUUCAUGACAACCCCUUGUGGUUGCCGUGUUGCAACGAAGCUGGCAGUGAUAUGUACGACCGCCAUAUUGCCGACGGCUGGGCUUCGUGUCGAGUUAUCCAGUUUGUGUUUGUCCCCGCGUGUCUGUUUCUGGAGGGAUCACUAAUUAAACUAUUUAUAAUUUUC
Spodoptera littoralis (African cotton leafworm) is the source of this 4228-nucleotide messenger RNA. Lineage: Eukaryota; Metazoa; Arthropoda; Insecta; Lepidoptera; Noctuidae. The record is from the annotation of a GenBank genome assembly.